UUCGACGAUCGCGAUGAUGCUCACGACCACGGCCACGAUGGUUCGCGCGAACGUCCGCGCGACGAACGCGCGACGCGCGACGAACGCGCGACGCGCGUCCGCGAUGACGGUCAAGCCGGCCGUCGCGCUUCGAUCGACGACGAUCGCGCGCGCGGAAAAGUUUAACGCGGACGACGUGUUGGCGACGAUCGCGGACAAGUGGGAAGAAACCGAAAAUAAGUCGACGGUGAUCACGUACGUGGCGGGCGCGACGGCGGCGGUGUGGUUGUCCUCCACGCUUGUUGGUGCGAUCAACGUGGUGCCGUUGUUGCCGAAGAUCAUGGAACUCGUCGGUUUGGGCUACUCCACCUGGUUCGCGUACCGAUACGUGUUGUUCAAGGAGAGCCGCCAAGAGCUCGUGGAACAAGUGGAUGCGCUCGUGUCCAGAGUGUCGGGCGAAGAAUAAGCGCGAGGAAGACGAACAGCACGCAAGCAAGCCGCGCGCGCGAUUCCGGUGCGCCGCGACGAUGAGAAGAGAGUUUUCGAUUCAGGUGUAACGUUUCUUUCCGUCGGCGGUGCGGGCUCGCGUGUAAUGAAGACCACACAUGACACUUUCCU
Molecule: messenger RNA, 597 nt
Organism: Ostreococcus lucimarinus CCE9901
Lineage: Eukaryota; Viridiplantae; Chlorophyta; Mamiellophyceae; Mamiellales; Bathycoccaceae
Exons: 2
Coding region: 104-445 (113 amino acids)
Cellular component (GO): thylakoid
Source: RefSeq, a predicted model, not a curated record